AUGUGACUCAUAAAGUUAUAAUGCCUAUCUUAAACCUACUAGACAAAGGGCAAAGGCAAUUCUUUUUCAACAUUUUAUCUUUAUUAUUUUCCCUUUAAUUUUAAUAUUUGUUGGGGCCAUUUCCCAUCCAUCAUCUUCUCAAUCUCAUUUCCAUAUAAACUUCGUCUCACCUUCCCUCAACUUUCCCCAUCAAAUAUGUGAAAUUGAAUUGCAGCAUUUAACUUUUCGCAAAAUUUGACUGAUAUCAAACCUACGACCAAUCUCCACCGUCCGAUCAAAAAUCAAAUUCCUUGGCAUCCAUCAGAAACCCCCAACAAAACAGCUUUUUGUCUCAAUUAUUAUUAUUAUUAUUAUUGUAAUAUAAUAGUAGUAGUAAUUAAUAGUGUCUUAAGAACAAACUUAAAAUACCUCUGGCUUCGUGUCUAAGGUUUCUUGCAGAGAUUAAAGCACGAAACCCCAAAAUUUCAGUUAAAAUUUUCGCGGGCGCUAUAUAAGGCGCUUGGUUUUUGAUACUGGGUUUCUUCUUCUUUUGCUUUUUUUUACAUUUUUUUUAAUAUUGAAUAUCGAAGAAGAAGGAGAAACCAGGGAUGGAUGAUGUAUGGGUUUUCGAGAAAUUUGAUUCUCGGGAAAAUGAAGGGAUUUUGGGAGGAAGUGAAGAAAACAACAAGGAAAAAAGCGAAGGAGAAACUACCGGUUUUAAUAGGCAGCAGCCAACAUUCAAUUACGAUCUUAAUCUGCAGCCAGAGGAAGUUGAUUUUGGAUUUCCCGAGAAACAAACAGAGAGUGUUGUUCUUGGUGUUGAUUCGAAGAGAAUGGAAAGAUACCCAGAUGUUGAAAUCGUUGGUUCUUCAAGUAAAAAGAGGAGAUUUUCUGUUGAAGAAAAAGGAAAAGCAAAAUUAGAUGGGUUUGACGAUCAAGAAGAAAAACUGAAUCUUGAUCUUAAGUUGAGAAUGAUGCCGACGGAGAUAGAUAGCUGGUUUUCAAUUUUGGAUCCACAAGUUGAAGCAGAGAAGCAAAAUUAUGCUGAAAUUGAAUUUUUGGGAAGUGCUAAUACUGUUAAUCCUAUUAUUGAUCGUGUUGUAGAGGAGGUUAGUUAUAAAGGGUAUGAUGAAAUGGAUGAUUUUUAUGUCUCAAGAAAAAGGGAAGAAUCAAGAAGGCACCAUGAGAUUGCUAGAAAAUUUGCUCAAAGGCUUGCACAUGAAGUUGAUUCUGAAGGGGACCUUUUCAAAUCUUCUACUAAGACAGACAAGGAUGGAGCUUUGAAGAAUGUUGUUGUUGAUGAGGAGGAUAAAGCAGAUGACUUACAAAGUCCUUUUGGUAUGGCAACGGAGAUGAUCAAAACCCGAAAUUCGAGUGCAACUGACAGAAAGAAGUACUCUAGUGAUGGAUUGAGAUCAGAGUUCAAAUGGGUACCUAAGAAUAAUAAAGUAUCCUCUUUUAUGGCUCUUGAGGUUCCGUCGUUGCUGGACCUUAGCUUCCGUACUCUUGCAAAGAAUGCCGAGGCAAUGGUAUCACUCCAGCAUGUUCCUGAUAUGCUAAGGCAUAAGCUUAGCCAGUUGGUGUGUGAUUAUAGGAAAAUGGAUGCUCAUUUUUUGGAACUUCUUGCUAGCGGAUCACCAACAGAGAUACGAGUGAAUGACUGUUCACGAGUAACUGAAGACGAAUUCACCGAGAUAUUUGGCUGUUGUGAUACUAAGAACUUGAUUCAGGUGCUGCAGCUUGACUUGUGCGGGUCAUGCAUGCCUGAUUAUGUGUUAGAAGACACCUUAGCUCGUUCAACAAAAAGCCUUCCCGCUUUAGUUACCUUGUCUCUAAAUGGUGCAUAUCGUUUGUCUGACAAAGGUCUAAAUGCACUUGCAAUGUCUGCACCCACUCUGCAAUCAAUAAAUCUGAGCCAGUGCUCCCUUCUCACAUCUGCUGGCAUCAACAAUCUAGCUAGCUGUUUUGAAUCCACCUUAAGAGAGCUUUAUUUAGAUGAAUGUCACAAUAUAGAAGCCAUGGUUGUAUUGCCUACACUGAAGAAGCUUAAAUGUCUGGAAGUGCUGUCAUUGGCUGGAAUUCAGACUGUUUGUGAUGAUUUUGUCAUUGGAAUGGUUGAAGCAUGUGGAAAAAAUAUGAAAGAACUUGUUUUCGCUAAUUGUGUGGAAUUGACUGAUAUAUCUCUCAAAUUUGUGGGGAAAAAUUGUUCCAGAUUAUGCUCCCUUGACCUUUCUUACUUGCGUAACUUGACAGAUUUAUCAAUGAAAUAUCUUGCCAAUGGCUGUCCAUCAAUUAACAGGCUUAAACUGUGCCGCAAUGGUUUCAGUGAUGAAGCUAUUGCAGCUUUCUUGGAAGCCUCUGGAAGUUCUCUAACUGAACUUUCCCUGAAUAACAUUGUUUCGGUUGGGUUGAACACUGCAUUAUCACUUGCCAAAUGUUCAAGAAAAUUGUUGAGUUUGGACCUAUCAUGGUGCCGCAGUUUAACAGAUGAGGCACUAGGGCUGAUUGUUGAUAGUUGCUUGUCACUGAGGCUGUUAAAACUCUUUGGAUGUACACAGAUUACAGAUGUGUUUCUAAACGGGCACUCAAACACCCAGGUGCAGAUCAUUGGACUGAAAAUGACAACAAUAUCAAAACAUCUCAAUGUGCUUGAACCCCAAGAAGCUCCAUUGCGCUAUUCUUUUGUCAAUAGUUUAUGCUGAUUAGUGCACACUUGAAUAACAAGGUUAAUCAGUUUGCCAGGCUCAUCUUCAUUCAUUUGACUUAUAUAACAGCAACACUCACAACUAAAAGUAUCAUCUUUUCCUUGUCCAUUCAAAGCCUUCAGUUUUGGAAACAUACCUAUGAAAUAAUUACCAGACACCAGAGCAAACUAAUCUCUUUAGAGAUAUACCUCACUCUUUUUUGGUGUCCUAGCACAUCCACAAUCAUCCAAAACCUGUAUAUGGUCGAUGGAAUAUUUUGGAUAGUUUUUAUGAUCAAAUUAAAGAAAUAGAAUUCUUCUCCAUUA
Messenger RNA from Durio zibethinus, 2989 nucleotides. RefSeq lists its product as uncharacterized. NCBI's taxonomy places the organism in Eukaryota, Viridiplantae, Streptophyta, Magnoliopsida, Malvales, Malvaceae. Gene Ontology annotation, biological process: SCF-dependent proteasomal ubiquitin-dependent protein catabolic process. The record is from RefSeq and is a predicted model, not a curated record. Gene Ontology annotation, cellular component: SCF ubiquitin ligase complex.